Molecule: messenger RNA, 3346 nt
Organism: Passer domesticus (house sparrow)
Lineage: Eukaryota; Metazoa; Chordata; Aves; Passeriformes; Passeridae
Product: procollagen galactosyltransferase 1-like
Molecular function (GO): procollagen galactosyltransferase activity
Source: RefSeq, a predicted model, not a curated record
GGGAGAAGGGCGUGGCCAGCGUGAGGGCGGCCCAAGAUGGCGGCGCGGCCGUGGCCGCUGCUGCUGCUGCUGCUGCUGGCGGGGCCGGAGCGCGGCCCGGGCGGCUCCUCCGGGCGGCUCCGCCUGGGCCUGGGGCCCGGCCCGGCCGCCGGCUAUUUCCCCGAGGAGCGCUGGAACCCGGAGUCGCCGCUGCGGCCGCCGCGCGUGGCCGUGGCGCUGCUGGCGCGGAACGCGGCCCACGCGCUGCCGCUGGUGCUGGGAGGGCUCGAGAGGCUGCGGCACCCCAAGGACAGGAUGGCGCUCUGGGUGGCCGCUGACCACAGCGUGGACAACACCUCGGCGCUGCUGGCCGAGUGGCUGGGCCGCGUGCGGGGCCGCUACCACCGCGUGCUCUGGAGGCACCAGGAGCAGCCCACGUCCUUCCCCGACGAGGAGGGCCCCAAGCACUGGAGCCCCGCGCGCUACGAGCACGUGAUGCGGCUGCGGCAGGAGGCGCUGGAGGCCGCCCGCGCCAUGUGGGCCGACUACCUGCUGUUCCUGGACGCAGACAACGUGCUGGUGAACCCCGACACGCUGGCCGUGCUGCUGGCCGAGAACAGAACCGUGGUGGCGCCCAUGCUCGACUCGCGCGCCGCCUACUCCAACUUCUGGUGCGGCAUCACCGCCCAGGGCUAUUACCGCCGCACCCCUGCCUACCUGCCGAUCCGGCGCCGGGAGCGCCGGGGCUGCUUCGCGGUGCCCAUGGUGCACUCCACCUUCCUGCUGGACCUGCGGCGCGAGCGCUCGCGGAGCCUGGCCUUCCACCCGCCGCCGCCCGGCUACAGCGGCGCCUUCGACGACAUCAUCGUCUUCGCCGCCGCCUGCCGGCACGCCGGGGUGCAGAUGUUUGUGUCCAACCGGGAGCAGUUCGGGUUCCUGCCGGUGCCGCUGCGCUCCCAGAGCUCCCUGCGGGACGAGGCCGAGAACUUCCUGCACGUCCAGCUGGAGAUCAUGGUGAAGCUCCCUCCGGCCGAGCCCUCCCCCCACGUGUGGGUCCCUCCCAAGGUCCUGGACAAGCUGGGAUUCGAUGAGGUGUUCCUGAUCAACCUGCGGCGCCGCGCGGCGCGCCGGGCGCGGAUGCUGCGCUCGCUGCACGCCCUGGGCGUGGCGCCGCGCCUGCUGGAGGCCGUGGACGGCCGGGCGCUCAACGGCAGCCAGCUGGAGGCGCUGGGGGUGCGGAUGCUGCCGGGGUACCGGGACCCCUUCCACGGGAGACCCCUGACCCGCGGCGAGGUGGGCUGCUUCCUCAGCCACUUCCAGGCCUGGCAGGAGAUCUCGGCGCGGGGCCUGCGGCGCUCGCUGGUGUUCGAGGACGAUCUGCGCUUCGAGGUUUUCUUCCGCAGCCGCCUGACGGAGCUGAUGGAGCAGCUGGACGAGGCGGCCAUCGACUGGGACCUCAUCUACCUGGGCCGGAAGCGUCUGGAGCCGGAGCGCGCGGAGCGCGGCGUGCCGGGCGUGCGGCAGCUGCUGCGCCCGGGCUACUCCUACUGGAGCCUGGGCUACGCGCUGUCCCUGCGCGGCGCCCGCAAGCUCCUGGCGGCCGAGCCCCGCAAGAUGAUCCCGGUGGACGAGUUCCUGCCCCUCAUGUUCGACCGGCACCCCAGCCCCGAGUACUCGCGGCACUUCCCGCGCCGGGACCUGCUGGCGUUCUCGGCGGAGCCGCUGCUGCUCUUCCCCACGCACUACACGGGGGAGCCCGGCUACGUCAGCGACACCGAGAGCCCCCCGCAGCCCCCCGGGACCUGGGACGGGCAGGAAUUCCCGCGGGAAUCCCGGAACUCCCAGCCCCAGAGCCCCCCGCAGCCCCCCGGGGUCUGGGACGGGCAGGAAUUCCCGCGGGAAUCCUGGAAUUCCCAGCCCCGGCACGAGAGCGACGCCCGCGACGAGCUCUGACCCCAAAAACGUGCCUGGGAUUUGGGGGGGGGAGGAAUUCCCACGGGAAUCCUGGAAUUUCUAUCCUUGCAGCCCCUCAAAAUCUGGGAUGGGAAAAAAUUCCCACGGGAAUCCCGGAAUUCCCAGCCCUGGAGCGCCUUGAAAUUCGGGAUGGGGAGGAAUUCCUGUGGGAAUCCUGGAAUUUCUAUCCUUGGAGCGCCUCGAAAUUUGGGAUGGGGAGGAAUUCCCGUGGGAAUCCCAAAAUUCCCAUCCUUGGAACCCCCUGAAAUUCGGGAUGGGGAAAAAUUCCCACGGGAAUCCUGGAAUUCCCAACCCUAGAGCCCAUCGAAAUUUGGGGUGGGGAAAAAUUCCCACAAGGAAUCCCAGGAAUUCCCAGCCCCAGAGAAAUCUGGGAUGGGGAGGAAUUCCCAACCCCUGGCACAACACCCAGAGUCCCCCGAAAUUUGGGAUGGAGAAAUUUGGAAUGGGGAAAAAUUCCCACAGGAAUCCUGGAAUUCCCAGCCCCAGAGCCCCCCGCAGCCCCCCGGACAGGAAUUCCUGCGGGAAUCCCGGAAUUCCCAUCCUUGGAGCCCCUCAAAAUCUGGGAUGGGAAAAAAUUCCCACAGGAAUCCCGGAAUUCCCAGCCCUGGAGCGCCUUGAAAUUCGGGAUGGGGAGGAAUUCCUGUGGGAAUCCUGGAAUUUCUAUCUUGGAGCGCCUCGAAAUUUGGGAUGGGGAGAAUUCCCAUGGGAAUCCCAAAAUUCCCAUCCUUGGAACCCCCUGAAAUUCGGGAUGGGGAAAAAUUCCCACGGGAAUCUGGAAUUCCCAGCCCUGGAGCCCCUCAAAAUCUGGGAUGGGGAGGAAUUCCCGUGGGAAUCCCGGAAUUCCCAACGCCAGAGACCCCAAAAUCUGGGAUGGGGAAAAACCCCCCCCAGGAAAUCCUGGGAUUUCUAGCCCUGGAGUCCCCCAGAAUUUGAGAUUGGGAAAAAUUCCCACAGGAAUCCCGGAAUUCCCAGCCCUGGAGCGCCUCGAAAUUCGGGAUGGGGAGGAAUUCAUGUGGGAAUCCUGGAAUUCCCAUCCUUGGAACCCCCCGAAAUUUGGGAUGGGGAGGAAUUCCCACGGGAAUCCUGGAAUUCCCAGCCCUGGAGUCCCCCCAAAGUCUGGGAUGGAGAAAUUUGGGAUGGGGAGGAAUUCCCGUGGGAAUCCCAGAAUUCCCAACCCUGGAGCCCCCAAAAUUUGGGAUGGGAAAAAAUUCCCAUGGGAAUCCCGGAAUUCCCAACCCCAGCACGACACCCAGAGCCCCCCAAAAAUAUCCCCAAAAUUUGGGAUGGGGAAGAAUUCCCGUGGGAAUUUUGGAAUUCCCAACCCCGGCAUCGCUCGGACCCCAAAAUUUGGGGGAUUUUUAUUCCCAAAUAAAGUUUCUAUUUUUAUUUUUCA